Molecule: messenger RNA, 3437 nt
Organism: Hemibagrus wyckioides
Lineage: Eukaryota; Metazoa; Chordata; Actinopteri; Siluriformes; Bagridae
Product: zinc finger and BTB domain-containing protein 24-like
Exons: 4
Coding region: 225-1652 (475 amino acids)
Biological process (GO): regulation of transcription by RNA polymerase II
Molecular function (GO): DNA-binding transcription factor activity; RNA polymerase II cis-regulatory region sequence-specific DNA binding
Source: RefSeq, a predicted model, not a curated record
CAACUUUAUUUCCUAUUGUUGAUAGUGUCUGGCGUAACUCCGCAUACACAUCUGCUUGUGUAGUGUAUUCGCGGGUUUAUGAUGAGUUUUAGACGCGAGUGAGACUCAGGUUGCUGCAACGUUUAUUUACUUCUUUUUUGGUCGUUUUUUCCACUCUCUUUUCGGCUAAAAAAAUAGAAAGGAUUUCUUGUUCAGACACUAAAGGCGCGAGUCUUUCUCUCGCCAUGGCCGAGCCGCGUUGUUUUCAAACCCAGCUGAACUCCAUCAUGGAGAUCAUGAGCAGAGCCGUCGUGAGGCAGAUCUGUAAAAUCGUGGAAAGCGACCUGGCAUCCUUACGACUGGAGCUGGAGCGCGCGCUUCACGACAACGCGGCGCUCGGGGACAAAAUGCGCGUCCUCGAGAGCGAAGUGGAAACUCUGCGGAAAGCGGGAGCGCGCAGUUCGCGCAAGAGCUGCCGGUCUGUUUACAUUCAGACAUCGGAAGAUGCUCCACCAUCCAUUAACGGCAUCUUCGGGAAGGAGUGGUGCUCCAGUCUGUGGGACGGAAGGCCCAGGACAGGAGAGGAGGCGGUGGAGGUGGAGCCGGAGCCGGACGUGUCUGAUGAGCCUGAAAACGAUGAUGAAAGCAGUGUGCGUGCCAUCAAAGAGGAGGUUUCUGAACAGGAAAUCUGUGUCAUCAGUCCAACAUCAGGGAACAGAAGAAAGACGUCGUCCACGUCAACAGAUCCUCAUGACGCCUCAGAAGAUGCGGCUGACGACGACGACAUACACUUCGUAUCUGCUGGACUUCCAGAGACCUCUGACGUCGAUGCUAUAGCGCCGGAGUCCCCGAGAGCCUCCGCAACAAGGCUGAUCUCUAUGGACGGUACAGUUCAGCAUGUCAUAGUGUCCGGCGACGAUGACGAUGAGGAGGUGGAAGAAGAUCAGCUGGAGUUUGAGCAGCACUGCAUGCCCAUUGAGUUUAUGGACGGUGUACAGGGAGAAGCUGCGGCAUUCGAGAGACAGGAAGAGGUGGGGCCGGAGGUGGAGCAGGACAUUUUAACCGAUUCAGAGUACCUUUCCGGCUCAGGUGGAGGAGAAGAUGGAGGAGAAGGAGGGGCAGGUCACAUUUUUAAUUACUUUGACAGAUUCAAUAUUAAUCAGCAACCCGGUCCAGGUGACGACUCAGGUAAGACAGACUUCACCUGUCCUGAAUGCGGGAAGACGUUCCUGCGACGGAACGGUCUCACGCUGCACAUGAAGAGUCACCAAAAGCAAAACGCGCACAUGUGCCGCACCUGCAAAGUCGCCUUCCCGCAAAAGAACCUCCUCCGAACGCACAAGUGUCUGCCUCCGGGAAAAACUCUGGCCAAAACGGCGGACAUGAGGUUCCGCUGUGAGGUGUGCAACAAAUAUUUUCACUCCAAAGCCAACCUGAAGGUCCACUACGCCGUGCACACGGGAGAGCGGCCUCACACCUGCAGCUUCUGCGGAAGAGGCUUCUCCCAGAAAGGAAACCUCACCACUCACGAGCGCAUCCACAAGGGCGAGCGGCCGUACAUCUGCACCAUCUGCGGAAAAAGCUUCACCCAGAAAGGCAACCUGACACACCACCUGGCUAUUCACAGCAAGAUAAACGGCAGGAUGAGGAACUCUGCGGAAAAAUGGCAGUGAUUUUCUUAUUCAUAUUAACAUCUUUUUAACUUGCAGUAUAACAACACUUUUUGAAAUCUGAUUCAUUUCACUUUCUGUCUUUCUGUUUGUCUGUUUUUAGCAAGUCUCGUGGUUUUUUCGAGGUUUUAACACCAAAAGUUUUACAAGAAACCAAGAACGUGAGAAUUUUUGUGUAACGAAUGCCUGAGCCACACUAGACGAGACGAGAGUGAUGCUGAUUUAUUUAAAAACCUAUUCCUGCAGAGACGAGGUUCAGCCGACUUUCACAAACAGCGUGUUGUCAUCACAUAUUUUUUUGCGUAGUCCUCAUAAAGCGCCUCUACAUGAGGGCAAGUACAAGGCGUUUUCACUGGCGAAGCCGGGUUUGUCUUCGCACAUCACUUUUGACUUGUUACCGAGAGGCGGUCAAUCAUGUUAUUGGUUCUGGACAUGCAGAACUUGUCAGAGUUUUAAAACUGGGUUUGUUGCUUUGUUAAAAAAAAAAGAAAGAAAGAAAAAUCUGUUUUAUUUCCAUAGACUGUUACCUACUCAGAGAUCUUACCAGUGACUUCGACAUAUCAUCUUGUCAAUGUGCUUCCUGAUUUAUGGAAUUUUAAAUGGAGUUUCUCUCAUUUUAAACCUUGCAUAACCGAAAAGAACAGCUCGAGAACGGUUCUCAACUUCUCUAAACCACACUGCAGUCGUAGCCUCCUGAUUUAAGAUCAUCGGUAUUAAAUAUCUCCCAUAUUUACGACGGGUAUUCGCGACGGUGUUGUAUCCUGAUCAAGCUGAACUCCUGUGCUCUUAAGAGUUAGAUUUUUUGUUUUAUUCAGAGAGAAUCCAGGAGAACAAGGAAAUUGGCAUCAGUCAUUAUAUCUGGUGUGUGUCACACUUUUUAACCUCAGUGUAAAAGUCGCAGUGUGGCUCAGGCAUAAAGCUUUAAUCUCAGCAUCUCGUUUCUAUGUCAAUAGUUAAUCUACAUUUGUUAAAAAAAAACAACUUUGCACCAGUAGUAUGGAUUUUAUGUACCAACUUAAAAUAUAUGAUGUAUUUUAGAAACCUCUGGUGUUUUUCUUUCAGUGUGAUGAUAUGUGAGGCACCUUCUACAUACACUUAUAUUGCCAAAAGUAUUGGGAUGAUGCACAUGAAUUUAAUAUAUAAAAUAACAUUUGCAUUUGUGAGGUCAGGCACUGAUGUUGGUCUAAUUCAUCCCAAAGGUGUUCUGUGGGGUUGAGGUCAGGACUCAAGUUCCUCCACACCAAACUCGCUCAUCCAUGUCUUUAUGGACCUUGCUUUGUGCACUGGUGUGCGGUCAUGUUGGAACAGGAAGGGGUCAUCCCCAAACUGUUCCCACAAAGAGCAUGAAAUUGUCCAAAACAUCUUGGUGUCCUGCAGCAUUAAGAGUUCCUUUCAGUGGAACUAAGGGGCCGAGCCCAACCCCUGAAAAACAGCACCUGAAUUCAGUGAUUUGGAGGGGUGUCCCGAAACUUUUGGCAAUGUAGUGUACCUUCAAGAAUACACACACACACUCACUCCAUUAAUAUUGCACAAUAAUACACACAAAAAAUAUGAUAUAAAUUAAUAAACAGUUUGACAAACAAAAAACUAAAAUUGUAGUAGGGAAAAUUAAUUGAAAAGUAAAAAUUAAAGCUUGAAGUAUGUCUGCUUUUGUUUAUACAGCAGAGCAAAACCGAUUUAAUUUGGUUUUAAAUCUGAAUUUUAGACCGUUUACAUGCACCAUUAUCUCAUUUUUUAAUAGUAAAGAUUUGAGUGUGCAUGUGUUUGGUGUUGUGGUUAGUAGUCUUA